GAUGAUGAUAUUAAUAAUGAUGAUUUCCAAUUGCAACUCAAUAAAGUUCGGUCUAAUAAACCACUAAUAGAAACUUCACUGAGAGGCGAUCCCACCUUACAGACCCAAGAUAUGUUGGUGCAUAAAUGGCUAAAUAGUUAUUCACCAUCAUCACCUACUCAUUCCGAGCAUAGACAAGAUAUUGUCUCGGAUUUUUAUCUUCGACCAAGUAACGACACGGAUCGAAGAAAGCAAAAGGAUAGGCAACAGAGACUACAUUAUUUACUAAAACAUAUAUGGAAAGGCAUAUAUAGAGCAAACCUAAUCGCUCCUGAAGUAAUUGUUGACUGGUGCUGUGGCAUAGGUGUGUGGGAUAUGGAAAUGGCCACUCUGUUUCCGCAGGCGCAAGUCAUUGGUGUCGAUUUCAAGGAGGCCACACUGUCGAAUCUGCAACACGAGUGCCCAAACCUUAAAUUUAGACACGUUGUCAUACAUACCUAUUCUACAGGCUUAGAGAGUUUUGACGAUAGUUCGGUUGAUUUUGUUAUGAUGAGAGAUGUUUGGUUUAUCAAUGCUCCGCCAUCCAAAUGGAUAAAUGUCUUGAAUGAAUCCUUUCGAAUUUUAAAACCGGGUGGCUGGAUAGAAAUGUCAGAACAUUCUUUGGGUGUACUAUCGCCAGGCCCUUGCACCCAUAAAGUAAAUAUGUUCUUCAGAAAGUUUUUUGAAGAUGCUGGUGUGGAGGCAGCCAUUGCAGUCAAACUGAAUCAGUUUUUAGAGGACACUGGAUUUAUAAAAAUUACCAAAAAGUCAAGAGCAGUGCCGUUAGGUGAAUGGGCAGAUACAGAUGAGUUAAAAUUGAUCGGCUACCUGUCAAAAGAUUGGUUAGAAAGAGGUCUGCGAAACCUUUCAAGCUGGAUAUGCAGUAUAAACAGUGUCAGUACACAAGAUAUAAGUCGUCUUAUUACUGCAAGUAUGGAAGAAGAACUCGAUGAAUAUCGUUCUUAUAUGGAGUGGACAUCUUACACAGCGAGAAAACCACUCCAUGAUGGGCCACAAACUCCGACAGCAAAAAGUCGCCCUCCCACACCACCCACUGACAGUUCAUCUAUUUGUAGCAAACAUUCAUAAGCCAGGAUUUUGAUAGUCUUGAUUUAAAAUAAUAACAGGUGUAUUUUUAUAGAGUGUACGUCUAAUAAAGAGAGAAAGAGCGAAAUAAAGACCCAUAAUGCAUAAACAGAGUUUAAAAUAUAUUUGAGUUUGAUUUCUGUGUUCACUUUUUAGGCUUUUGUAUAG
Molecule: messenger RNA, 1272 nt
Organism: Mucor mucedo
Lineage: Eukaryota; Fungi; Mucoromycota; Mucoromycetes; Mucorales; Mucoraceae
Product: S-adenosyl-L-methionine-dependent methyltransferase
Exons: 4
Coding region: 112-1107 (331 amino acids)
Molecular function (GO): methyltransferase activity
Source: RefSeq, a predicted model, not a curated record